UUUCGUUUCCCGUGAGAUACCAAUACACGCCGAGAGCGCACCGCAGGAUCGUUUUUUUUGUCUACUAAAACAGAGGGUCUCGCUACUUACUGGCAGUCGCGGUUUUCACAGCAGCCCAGGCGAGCACAGUAGCUGCUGGAAGACUAGACCGUGUCUGUAGCUACCCUGCCGCAUUCACAAGCUCCCUGGCCGGGGAAAGUGACAGCAUGGUGGUGGCCAAGGAUUACCAGUAUUACCUCGUUGUGAAGAGGGCGAACUGCUCUCCGGAGGUGCAGACAGUCAGCAGCAACAUCCAUCCGGCUAAAGAAGUGGAGGAGCCCAGUAACAAGCGGGUGAAGCCCCUGUCCCGCGUCACCUCGCUGGCCAACCUCAUACCUCCAGUCAAGACUGCUCCUCUGAAGCGCAUAGGACAAACACUGCAGCGUUCCAUCAGCUUCCGCAGUGAGAGUCGGACCGAGACGCUCAUGCCUCCUCGACCAUGGACGCGGCCGGCCCCGCCUGCCAACACCAAGCGGCGAGACAGCAAGCUGUGGAGCGAGACCUUUGACGUGCGGCUCGGACACCAGAUGCUGUCCUCUAAGGAAAUCAAACGCCAGGAGGCCAUCUUUGAGCUUUCUCAGGGCGAGCGGGAUCUCAUUGAGGAUUUGAAGCUGGCCAAGAAGGCGUACCAUGACCCCAUGCUGAAGCUGUCCAUUAUGACGGAGCGUGAACUCACCCAGAUCUUCGGAACCCUGGACUCCCUUAUUCCGUUGCAUGAAGAUCUACUGAGUCGACUGCGAGAGGCCAGGAAACCAGACGGCUCUACAGAAACUGUGGGACACAUUCUAGUGGACUGGUUACCAUGCCUGGACUCCUACAACUCAUACUGCAGUAACCAGGUGGCAGCCAAAGCUCUGCUGGACCAUAAGAAGCAGGACCACCGGGUGCAUGACUUCCUGCAGCGCUGCCUGGAGUCGCCCUUUAGCAGGAAGCUAGACCUGUGGAACUUCCUGGAUAUACCCAGGAGCCGGCUGGUCAAAUACCCUCUGCUGCUCAGGGAGAUCCUCAAACACACACCUAACGACCAUCCGGACCGUCAACACCUGGAUGAGGCAAUCAACAUGAUCCAGAGCAUCGUGGCUGAGAUCAACACCCAGACGGGCGAGUCAGAGUGUCGUUUCUACAAGGAGCGCCUCCUCUACCUGGAAGACAGCCAGAGAGACCUGCUCAUUGACAGCUCCCGCAUCCUCAGCUGUCACGGGGAACUGAAGAACAACAGGGGUGCUAAGCUGCAUGUGUUCCUGUUCCAGGACGUGCUGGUCAUAACCAGGGCCAUCACCCACAGCGAGCAGCUGCACUACCAGCUGUACCGCCAGCCUAUCCCAGUCAGAGAGCUGCAGUGGGAGGACCUGCAGGACGGGGAGAUCCGUCUGGGGGGCUCCAUCAGAGGGGCCUUCAGCAACAAUGAGAGGACCAAAAACUUCUUCAGAGUGUCGUUUCAUAGUGGCGGCCAGCUCCAGUCCCACUCGUUCCAAGCCAGCGAUGCCUUCAACAAACAGCAGUGGCUCAACUGCAUCCGCCAGGCCAAAGGAGCCGCUGAGUCGGCCGUGGGGGUGGUGAUUCCUGUAGGGGUGGGAACCAGUAGCAGUGACCCAGACCCCCGUCCAAGCCUACUCAGCCCCCAGAGACCUCUGAGUCCUACAACACCUCCCCUCUCAGGAGCACUGGCCCCCCAGCCAGAGAGCAUGGACCACAGUGACAGUGACUCGUCUGUAGACUCUCCAGAUUGUAGCAUGGACAUGGACACGACCGAGGCUUCUGACUCCACCACAGGCUGGCCUGGCUCAGCCCAGAUGGACUUAACAGACUCUAGUAGCAGCAGCAGGCCAGCAGAAGUGUGACCACUGGGGUGUCAAGGCUACACCUGGGCAGUAUUGGUGGUAACAUGGCGAUGUUCUUUAUAUACGGAAGGGAGGCAACACAGUGGGUGGAUAUUGUAGAGCACUUCUUUUCUCUACCCCUUUUUUUCAUUUGUUGUUUUUCUCUUAACUUUCUUUCUAUGAGACAGUGGUGUAGUCUAUAGCAGUGGUAUCCAUGUGUCUUAGCUGUGACUGGCAGGUCUACUAUGGAUGUCUACAUGGAGAGGAAGGCAGCCAUGACUGGGACCUCAGGACAGUAUUGUUGUUGUUGCUCCUGCUCUGUCUCUUGACCUCUGCUGUGGGCGGAGUCCUCCUACCCUACAGACAGCUUCCUCUCAUCACCUUCUCACCACAACUAGAAACACUGCCAUCACCCCUUAUCCCACUGCACUACUACUGUGGUCUCCCAGAGCGAAGAGAAUACAUGGAUGAUAUUCUUUUUAUAUAUAUAGAAUAUAUUGUAUGUAGGAAUCUAGAGAACCUGUUGUGUUUGCAAUAAUUGACCCAGUCAAAAUGACCAGAAGAAUGUUUUCAAAGACAAUCAAUAUGAUGUUAUGUUGUUGUUGUUAGGACUUGACAUGGGGUUAGAGUUUAUUUUGUUAAGGAUGGGUUACAACAGUGUUAAUGGGGCAGAGUUGUUUGCUACAGAUUCUUCCCACAUCUUGGCCAGAACUAUGAUGUUCCAGAACUAUGAUGUUCCAGAACUAUGAUGUUCCAGAACUAUGAUGUUCCAGAACUACGAUGUUCCAGAACUACGAUGUUCCAGAACUAUGAUGUUCCAGAACUAUGGCGUUCCAGAACUAUGGCGUUCCAGAACUAUGGCGUUCCAGAACUACGAUGUUCCAGAACUACGAUGUUCCAGAACUAUGGCGUUCCAGAACUACGAUGUUCCAGAACUACGAUGUUCCAGAACUACGAUGUUCCAGAACUAUGAUGUUCCAGAACUAUGAUGUUCCAGAACUAUGAUGUUCCAGAAUUAUGGCGUUCCAGAACUACGAUGUUCCAGAACUACGAUGUUCCAGAACUACGAUGUUCCAGAACUAUGGCGUUCCAGAACUACGAUGUUCCAGAACUAUGAUGUUCCAGAACUACGAUGUUCCAGAACUACGAUGUUCCAGAACUACGAUGUUCCAGAACUAUGGCGUUCCAGAACUAUGAUGUUCCAGAACUAUGAUGUUCCAGAACUAUGGCGUUCCAGAACUACGAUGUUCCAGAACUAUGGCGUUCCAGAACUAUGAUGUUCCAGAACUAUGAUGUUCCAGAACUAUGGCGUUCCAGAACUACGAUGUUCCAGAACUAUGGCGUUCCAGAUCUAUGGCGUUCCAGAGGUCAGCAAUUGGCAUCUAGAACUGGCCUCUUGGUAAUGUAACCUAGUAUAAACACAUCACUCAGAGGGGAGAGCUGUUAUUAUUGGUGGGUCAAGCUGGUUUGAUUAAUCUAUUGGGUGUUUAUUUUUUAUAUCCUGUCUAAAGUUCAAUUCUGCAUUGGUGGAAAAGGGCUCAUAAGUAAGCAUUCACAGUAGUCUACACCUGUUGUAUUCUGCGCAUGUGACAUUUAAUUUUAAUUUUAAAUGAAUAUGAGUUUGAAAAAAAUGAUAGGACCACCUAUUUUUCCACAAGUAGGAAGUGGGAACAGAAGCAUUUUACAGCAAGUAAACAGCCCUUCCUGGAGGAAGCAAGAUUCUCAGUGGUGUUAAGAGUCAUUGACUGUAUCAAUGUCUUACAGAGAAGCUUUGUAUUAAAAACAGUAUUAAAUUAUUUACUUUUAGUGUGUUUUAGUAGUGUCAGGUUUUUAAUCACCCAAAAAGUUCUUUACUCACUGGACAUUUGUGUAAAAAGCGAUGCUGAGACUUUUGUAUUGUUUAAAGAAGUAGUCGCAUGUGUCAUAUAGGUAAACUCAGACCAGUCCUCUGUCCUGGGUGCUCUCGGUGUUGAACUGGUAAACUAGGACUGCUAAAUCGUUGCCAAAAAUGUGUACGUGUCGGGUAAUUAUAAUCUUGUGGAAGUUUACUUGUGGGGCCUCAUGUUCUCUUUCAUUUGUACAGAAUGUCACGUGUUAAAAAAUGAAUCAGUUUGACCAAGUAAUCACUAAAAGAAAUAUCCAAAAUACAGUAUAUUAUUUUGUUCUUUUGUUUUUUAAAGAAAUGUAUUGAAAUGUAUUCUUUAGGAUGUCUAUUUAUAGUAAUUUUUUUCUAUGAAUAAAUGUUAUAUGCUUUUGUUUGGUUCAUGCUGGAGACUAGAGGUGAGAAUUAUGGUUGUACAGGGAGAUAUGGGAAGGGCCUAAGGAACUAGACUGGAAAAGAAGGGUUUCAGAACUAGCUACUUAUGUGGCUGUAGGCUAUGUAAACCUUCAGACACAUGCACUUGAAAGGUAAAGAGACUAUAUUGAAAUAUGAUAUAUGAACUGACUGAAAAAGAUUGACAUGAACAUGUAUAACCAAAUGGAAUUUAGACUGUACCAAAUAAAAGAUAUGAACCAA
Salvelinus namaycush (lake trout) is the source of this 4377-nucleotide messenger RNA. It is a transcript of the gene arhgef3, whose product is annotated as Rho guanine nucleotide exchange factor (GEF) 3. Lineage: Eukaryota; Metazoa; Chordata; Actinopteri; Salmoniformes; Salmonidae. Gene Ontology annotation, molecular function: guanyl-nucleotide exchange factor activity. Bases 207 to 1880 code for a protein of 557 amino acids. The transcript has 10 exons. The record is from RefSeq and is a predicted model, not a curated record. Gene Ontology annotation, biological process: positive regulation of Rho protein signal transduction; intracellular signal transduction.